AUUAUAAUGAAUUAUAGGAUUGAAAAAGCUGAUUUAUAUAUUAGAUAGCAUAGAAUAAUUGAAUUGUUUGAAGACUUGACAACAGCAAUCUCUUAUGAAUAACCAACAGACAUAAAAAAGUUUUUAAUUGAAUAAUUGCAGUUAAAAUAAAAAUUCGGUUUCAAAACAGGAUUAUUCAAACCAGAGGAGAUUGAUAACAUUUUUACGGUAAAUAAAAUUAAGCAUUAUUUUUAGUUAUUUGAUUUAAAAUAAGAUGGAUGGAUUUCAAAAAAAUAAGCAAUAGAUGCUUUUAAAGUGAUGGCUGCUUCAUAAUAUUAAUUAAAGGAUGAAUCUAUUUUUCCAGAAAAAGUAACAAAAAAACAAUUUGCAGAUAUAGUUGGAGAACAUUUAGGAAUAAAAUGA
This is a messenger RNA of Paramecium sonneborni, 402 nucleotides long. The record is from the annotation of a GenBank genome assembly. NCBI's taxonomy places the organism in Eukaryota, Ciliophora, Oligohymenophorea, Peniculida, Parameciidae.